Molecule: messenger RNA, 1146 nt
Organism: Microthlaspi erraticum
Lineage: Eukaryota; Viridiplantae; Streptophyta; Magnoliopsida; Brassicales; Brassicaceae
Source: the annotation of a GenBank genome assembly
AUGCAGAUCUUCGUUAAGACUCUCACCGGAAAGACGAUCACCCUCGAGGUGGAGAGCUCUGACACGAUCGACAACGUGAAAGCCAAGAUCCAGGACAAGGAAGGGAUUCCUCCGGAUCAGCAGAGGCUCAUCUUCGCCGGAAAGCAGCUGGAAGACGGCCGGACUCUAGCCGACUACAACAUCCAGAAGGAAUCCACGCUUCACUUGGUCUUGCGUCUCCGCGGUGGUAUGCAGAUCUUUGUCAAAACCCUCACCGGCAAGACGAUCACACUCGAGGUCGAGAGCUCCGACACCAUCGACAACGUCAAGGCUAAGAUUCAAGAUAAGGAGGGAAUCCCACCGGACCAGCAGAGGUUGAUCUUCGCCGGAAAACAACUCGAGGAUGGCCGCACUCUUGCCGACUACAACAUCCAGAAGGAGUCAACCCUUCAUCUUGUCUUGCGUCUCCGUGGUGGUAUGCAGAUCUUCGUGAAGACUCUCACCGGAAAAACAAUCACGCUUGAAGUGGAGAGCUCUGACACAAUCGACAACGUCAAGGCUAAGAUCCAGGAUAAGGAGGGAAUCCCACCGGAUCAGCAGAGGUUGAUCUUCGCCGGCAAGCAGCUUGAGGACGGUCGUACCUUGGCCGAUUACAAUAUCCAAAAGGAGUCUACGCUUCACUUGGUCUUGCGUCUCCGUGGUGGAAUGCAGAUCUUCGUGAAGACCUUGACCGGCAAGACAAUCACAUUGGAAGUUGAGAGCUCCGAUACCAUUGAUAAUGUGAAGGCGAAGAUCCAGGAUAAAGAAGGUAUUCCUCCGGACCAGCAGCGUCUCAUCUUCGCUGGGAAACAGCUUGAGGAUGGUCGCACAUUGGCUGACUACAAUAUCCAGAAGGAGUCGACGCUUCAUUUGGUCUUGCGUCUCCGUGGAGGUAUGCAGAUUUUCGUCAAGACGUUGACCGGGAAGACGAUCACACUGGAGGUGGAGAGCUCUGACACCAUUGAUAAUGUGAAGGCUAAGAUUCAGGACAAGGAAGGCAUUCCUCCGGAUCAGCAGAGGUUGAUCUUUGCGGGUAAGCAGCUUGAGGAUGGUCGCACACUUGCUGAUUACAACAUUCAGAAAGAGUCGACUCUCCACUUGGUCCUCCGUCUUCGUGGUGGUUUCUGA